AGAGUUUUUGAUCUCUUUAAUUAAAAGAAAACCGUUGGUGUGUUUUUCUAAAAGUUAAAUAAGACGUCAUUUAUAUCGCUGCGUUAACUGAAAUCAUAUACAAGCAGACGUUGCGUUUUACGUCAGGCCGGCAGCAGUGACUAUGCAGUCCCAUAGUAAAAAACGAGUUUGCUAUUAUUACGACAGUGACAUUGGCAACUACUACUAUGGCCAAGGCCAUCCCAUGAAGCCCCAUCGCAUACGCAUGACCCACAAUCUGUUGCUCAACUAUGGACUCUAUCGCAAAAUGGAGAUUUAUAGACCCCACAAGGCCACAGCGGAUGAGAUGACCAAAUUCCAUUCAGAUGAAUAUGUGAGAUUUUUACGUUCCAUACGCCCGGACAAUAUGACGGAGUACAACAAACAGAUGCAGCGCUUCAAUGUGGGCGAAGAUUGUCCCGUUUUCGAUGGACUCUACGAGUUCUGUCAACUGUCUGCCGGUGGGUCAGUGGCUGCAGCUGUCAAGCUGAACAAACAGGCCUCGGAGAUCUGCAUCAACUGGGGAGGCGGUCUGCAUCAUGCCAAGAAAUCUGAAGCUUCCGGCUUUUGCUAUGUCAACGAUAUUGUCCUUGGCAUCUUGGAGCUCUUGAAGUAUCAUCAGCGAGUGCUCUACAUCGACAUCGAUGUGCAUCACGGCGAUGGCGUGGAGGAGGCAUUCUAUACCACAGAUCGGGUGAUGACGGUCAGUUUCCAUAAGUACGGAGAAUACUUUCCGGGCACGGGCGAUCUGAGGGACAUUGGCGCUGGCAAGGGCAAAUACUAUGCUGUGAAUAUUCCGCUGCGCGAUGGCAUGGACGACGAUGCCUACGAGAGCAUCUUUGUGCCCAUCAUCUCCAAGGUCAUGGAGACCUUCCAGCCGGCGGCUGUGGUGCUGCAAUGCGGUGCUGACUCGCUGACGGGCGAUCGCCUGGGUUGCUUCAAUCUGACCGUCAAGGGACACGGCAAAUGCGUCGAGUUUGUUAAGAAAUACAACCUGCCCUUCCUGAUGGUCGGCGGCGGCGGCUACACCAUCCGUAAUGUCUCCCGCUGCUGGACCUACGAGACGUCGGUGGCUCUGAACGUUGAAAUUGCUAACGAACUGCCCUACAACGAUUAUUUUGAGUAUUUCGGUCCGGAUUUCAAGCUCCACAUCAGCCCGAGCAACAUGACGAAUCAAAAUACAGCUGAAUAUCUGGAGAAGAUCAAGAACAAAUUGUUCGACAAUUUGAGGUUGUUGCCGCAUGCGCCGGGUGUUCAGAUCCAGGCCAUUCCCGAGGAUGCGAUAAACGAUGAGUCCGAGGACGAGGAUAAGGUGGACAAGGACGAACGCCUGCCCCAGAGCGACAAGGACAAACGCAUUGUGCCGGAGAACGAGUACUCGGAUUCGGAGGACGAGGGCGAAGGCGGCCGCCGAGACAAUCGCAACUACAAGGGUCAACGCAAACGUCCAAGGCUCGACAAGGAGCCCAUCAUCAGCAAUGCGAGCAGCAAAGCCAGCGCCGAGAGCAGCGAGGCUAAGGAUGAAAAGGAGAAGGCUGAAGCUGAAGGCGAGGAGUCCGCCACGGCCAACAAUACGAAUAGCAGCAGCAGCAACAGCGGCGGCAGCAAUAGCAACAAAGAUGACGCUGCCACGCCCACAGCCGGCGGUGGUGGCAGUGGUGCCGCCGCUGCAUCGAAGGGCGCCAAGGAGAACAAUAUAUGACGUGGCGGCCGCAAUUGGUUAUAGAAGCCAAUUAAGCGACCGCCCAAAUACAAGCCGCCGGAUUUUACCUAGCAUACGGAUCCAUAAGCAAAUCAACAAAUUUUUGGAUUCCGGAGCUUAGUCAAUAAUUGAAAAUUGAAAAGAAACGAAAAAAAAAACAACAACUCAGCUUAAAUUAAAAUACAAUUUAUUGUAAGGCCCCAUUUUCAUUCAGUGUAAAGCGAAUACGUAUUUUAAGCUAACAGAUACCAUUUAAAC
Molecule: messenger RNA, 1978 nt
Organism: Drosophila arizonae
Lineage: Eukaryota; Metazoa; Arthropoda; Insecta; Diptera; Drosophilidae
Gene: HDAC1
Product: histone deacetylase 1
Biological process (GO): heterochromatin formation
Cellular component (GO): NuRD complex
Molecular function (GO): histone deacetylase activity
Source: RefSeq, a predicted model, not a curated record